Molecule: messenger RNA, 933 nt
Organism: Limanda limanda (common dab)
Lineage: Eukaryota; Metazoa; Chordata; Actinopteri; Pleuronectiformes; Pleuronectidae
Gene: tma16
Product: translation machinery associated 16 homolog
Exons: 7
Coding region: 55-669 (204 amino acids)
Cellular component (GO): nucleus
Source: RefSeq, a predicted model, not a curated record
CUUCCGGUCCAGUUGUCAACAGAGCAGCACCACGCGUGAUCACGAACAGAUAAAAUGCCCAAGGCUCAGAAAGGCAAAGUGCAGGCGGUAAAGGAGAAGGCUGUUCACCCGUUCAGCAGGAAGGCGGCCUGGCUCUCCGGAGAGGAGAUCCGGCUGAGGAAGAAAGCAAAGCAGAAAACUGGCAAAGCCUCACGUCUGAGCGACAUCGGCGAGAAACUGUUGUGGUUCCAGGAACAGUUGGAUCCAGCAAAGACGGAGUACACCAGUAAAGAUGCUUGUGACAUUAUCGAGAGGUACCUGCAAAGAUAUGAUCCUGAGAUAGAGCAGAUCAAGUUGAUUAACGGGAUCAAAGGUCGUCAGGGUUGUGUCCAUGGAGCCAGAGAGGCCGUCAUCAAACAGACCAUCGAGCGGGAGCGGGCGCUGUACGAUGGGUCGGGAUUUGAGAUCCCUGACAUCAUCAACGCAAAGAAUCUGAAAACAUUCAGAGAGUGGACCGGCAGUCUGAAGAAACUUCCGAACAUUAAACUACGAAAGAUUUCCAGCAAAAACACGAAUAACGAGAAAGCAGAGAAAGCAGAAGAAGAGGAUGAAGAAGAUGAAGAGGACGAAGGGGAUUUGGAAGAUGAUCAGCAGGAGGACGAGACGAAUCAGAUGUCGGAAUCUGACUAAUUCUCUUAACUCAGGACAACAGAAUAUCCAACACAAAGACUGUUUGUGAUGCUCCGCUACUGUCCAGAAGAUGGCGCCAGAAUCCCACAUAUUGAAACUUUCCCCCUCAGCUUGUCCUUUCCUAAAUCUGCUGGUUGUUUUUAAGGAUGUAACUUCAGCCUGUGAGGGUUCUACAGUCAGUGUUUAUUACAGAAACAAAAUGCAUCAUAUGUAACCUGAAUAAUUCAUUUUAUCCAAUAAGAGAUAGAAAAACAUUUUCACAAA